Salvelinus fontinalis (brook trout) is the source of this 1643-nucleotide messenger RNA. RefSeq names its product CST complex subunit STN1-like. The record is from RefSeq and is a predicted model, not a curated record. The transcript has 9 exons. Gene Ontology annotation, biological process: DNA replication; double-strand break repair via homologous recombination; telomere capping. Gene Ontology annotation, cellular component: site of double-strand break; DNA replication factor A complex; chromosome, telomeric region. Gene Ontology annotation, molecular function: single-stranded telomeric DNA binding. Lineage: Eukaryota; Metazoa; Chordata; Actinopteri; Salmoniformes; Salmonidae. Bases 343 to 1488 code for a protein of 381 amino acids.
GCAAACUUUUCAACAUGGUUAUCUUUACCACAUUUACAUCUAUUAAUAAUCGUCCUUCACGAGUAAAAUAUGUUUACAUAAAUACAAGCUUUAUUUAAUCUGUUCUAUUUUCAUAUUUUUUUUUUUACAUCUAUAUAUUUACGUGUGGGAAAUGUACGUGGCCGGAAACUCAGACUUCUGCGGAAGCUGUGCAAAUAUUUGCUCAAAUAUCAAACCAUUUCCCGGGAAAACGAAGCAAAACAAACUAACCAAGCGAGGGAGAGAUGAGUAAGCUUUCGUAAGUAGGUUAGCUUGCUACUUUUGAUUGUCUUUGAUCGCGUGCAGUGAGUCGCCUAUGAUGGUAUGCAGCCUGAAGCGAAAGAUCCAGAGGAGGAUAGUGUCUGGGAGGAACCACCUUCAAUGCUGUGGGGACUGGACCCCAUGUUCAACGCUUUCACCAGGCUCUAUGUCAAAGACAUCCUACAGAUGAGAGAGUCCUGUCAAGUGUCAGGGAUAUACUUCUACAACUCUCACCCGAUAUUCAAAGUUGAUGUGCUCGGGACUGUGGUGUACAAGCGAGAGCGAGAAGACUUCUUCUGUUACGGAGUUGAUGAUGGUACUGGUGUUAUAAACAGCCUUUGCUGGAAAGAUGAACAGUGGAGGGAUCAAGGUGACCCUGCAACAUCGGGAGCAAGGUCUUUCGGUAGCAGCGCACGUGGAGACUUCAACCCAGCCAACGAGCUGAAGAAACUACGGCAAGCCCAACACAGCAGCUCCCACCUGGAGAUAGGAGAACUGCUCAGGGUGCGAGGGCCCGUCAAGACCUCCAGACAACAGCGAGAGAUAAUGGCCUCUACUUACUAUAAAGUGUCAGACCCGGUGAUGGCGGUCCAGAUAUCCUGGAUGAUGGAGGUUCCUCAGCUCUACAGACAGUGCUAUGAUAAACCAUUCCAUCUGGACAGCUGUGCACAGAACCCUAACAUUCAAGGUGGUUCUGCUUCCUACCUGCUUGGCAGAGCCACUCGUAUCCUGAAGGACUUCCUCAAAGAGAAAGAAGUCACCAGGUUCAGACCCUAUGAUGUCCAGGACCUUCUACAGCCUCUAGUCUCCAGACAACCUCAGAAGACAGCAGCAGAACAAGAGCCUGAGGCUGGUCCAUCAUCGGGUCCACCAACAUCUUUCAAACAGCUCAGGGAGCUACUCCAGAAGAGCCUUCAGAUCCUGCAGGAUGAAGGCUUGGUGUUCCGCAAGGUCAAAUCUCAGGAGGAAGUCUACCAUGUAACGGAACGGGACAAGGAUCUUCUCAUGGCAGUCAGAGACAUUCUUCGGGAAGAUUGCAGACGAGAGAAAUAUGUGGAAAAGGGUUGCCACAUCCUGCACGUUCUGUCCAGUGUGAGACAGAGGUACAGUCGCAACGUGAGCAAGGCAGCCUUAGAGCUGGUCCUCAAAGCUCUGGAGUGUAAUAGUGACAUCAUCAGCACCAGCGACAGUCAUUACACUAUCCUCUGACGCUGACUUGGACAUUCUGGAACAUUCCACAAACCGUCUGAAAUGGAGGGAAACAGGGAGGUACUAUCCGACCUUGUCCAAUACGAAACGCAUGUUUUUGUUUCCCGUUGGAAAAAUAUAUGUAACGUGUGCCCUAAUAAAUAUGACCCUUAAUA